Molecule: messenger RNA, 4281 nt
Organism: Mercenaria mercenaria
Lineage: Eukaryota; Metazoa; Mollusca; Bivalvia; Venerida; Veneridae
Exons: 2
Coding region: 2834-4072 (412 amino acids)
Cellular component (GO): endoplasmic reticulum lumen
Molecular function (GO): protein N-acetylglucosaminyltransferase activity
Source: RefSeq, a predicted model, not a curated record
CGAAUGUGAUCAGAUGUCACAUCAAAAAUCGGCAUCGAUCACAUUCGUCUCAAAAAUUGUUACAUAUGUGCUUGAUUUCUAUUACAUAUGCGAUCUCAUUUGUAACACCUGUUACAUAUGCGAUCUCAUUUGUAACACUUGUUACAAAUGCGAUCUGUUACGAAUGUGGUCCUACACUGCUUAGUUAAUUUUGCUUAGUUGAGUUUUAUGCUUCCAAAAAUAUCCUUAAUUGUAUUAACUUCCAGCAGCCCGUUAGCAGUUGAACUAAAUGUUGGUGUAUUUUCUUGGUAAUUGGAAUCGUGAAAUCCAUUCAGCAUUGCUUGAUAAUAGAGGUCUGCUUAAGACGGUGCUAGUUGGCGUUAGGGGUGUUGUCAAUUUCACAACCUGUCAUGAGCAAUCUAUCAAACCGAGUCUGGUAUUAUUUUGCUUGGUUGCGUUCUAUUCUUCCAAAGGAUCUUCUUAUAUCAUGUUUAUACUAGUAUAUUACUAGUACUAUUUUAUAGUAUAUUGUUAUCGUGCUAAGUUUACUGCUUAUACGACAAACGUAUGACUGCACAUGUAAUUAAUGUAAUUUUAAUAUAUUUAGAAACGAGUCAUUUUAUGAACGUUGCCAUACCCAGGGAUCGAUAAUCUUGACUUCCUAAUGAACUUUUUGCAUUUACUUCAGAAAAAGAACACCAAUGGUUUAUGUUCUUUGAGAUAUGUUGGGAGGGAAACCAUAUUCCUCUGUCUGUAAAAAAAGAUACACGAAUAAAACAUGACUGUUUGCUCUGGGCAUUGAAGAAGAUCGCUUACUUGAAUCAUGAAUAAGGUUUCGAUCAAUUCAUUACCCGUUUUGUGUAUGAAAUAUUAUUGUGUUCAUGUCUGGAACGAUGAAACUUUUAUAUGUUACAUGAAAGACAGGAUUUAGAUGAUAUGUCAAAUUGGACAUAUACUCGGCAAAUGCUAGUCCCAAUGUUAACGUCACGUGACAUCAUCCGGCCCAAUUUUGUCUCCAUUCAUAUUUUGUAUUUGCUAAAAUAUCACUUGCCACCUGCUUUAUUUCAAAACUACGUUUUCUUAAAGCGAGUGAAUAUUUACGCAAAAUGUAAGCGGUUUUCCAUAUGAAUAUUUGUUGUUGUUUUUUUUGUACAUUAAUAUAUCUAUUUUUGUUUCAUAACUUUCAAAUGUUUAAAUUCAAAAGAAUACAAUAGGUACGUCGAAACUAAACAAUUUGGAAUUUCUUUACUCAAAUUCAAAACUAUCCUAAUAUUUCAAAAGGUAAUAGGUAAGGUAGAUUUCUUGGAAGCUAUCCUAAUAUCUCAAAAGAUAAUAGGUAAGGGUAGAUCUAGAUUUCUCGGAGGCUGUCCUAAUAUCUCAAACCUUACUAAUACAUUACGUUCUGAAUUAAUAAGGGAAAAUACAGAGAAAUUAUUAUUUGAAAAGAAAUCUAAUAAACCACUCAGUAAGUGAAGUAAUUAUGCACCGCAAUUAUGCUAUAUUAAGUCAUACGGAAAUAUGUAUCGUCUGAAUUUGUUUAUUCAUUCAUUUGUUGAUAAGUAAGGAUGUUAAGCGUAACGCACGAGUUUUUUUUUUUUUUUUUUUUGUGAUUCAAAAGAAUAAUUUGCGUAGUUAUGAACACACACUAGUUAUCACUAAAGAAAUCUUGUUAUGUGUACAUUCACUUUAAAAUAGAGCUGGUGCUUUUUCAUAAGUAAAUAAGUUAUUUAAUGUAUUAAGCGCAGCCGACGAACUUACAAAUUUCAAUAAAAUUAUCAUGCAUAUAAACAUAAUUGUUGUUCAAAUGCCUUAUAUUAUAGUAAUACGAAGAUACAUGUUGAAUGUCAAAAAUCAAUUACUUGUAACUUGGAUACAGACUUUCAGCUUAAUUACAGCGUUUAAAGAUACACAUUGAUUUUAUGACUGAUACCUUCUACAGCUACAUAUGUUACCAUAUUGUCUUAUGCAGAAAAUGUUAUAAACAUCACAUAAAGAUGUCAAUACAUUGUUUAUUUUAACAUUAAAAGUAUUUCUUUCUUAUCGGUUCUUUUCACGAGAGAAACAUUGUUCUGGAUAAAAUGAACAACCGUUAAUAAUUGCUCUAAAUCAAAAGGAAACUAUACUUUUAACGUAAUAAGGAAUGUACAUGUGUUACGUUUGCAAAUUUGCAUAUAUUGUAUGGACUGCAAAGGAGAAAUCCGGGGAAUAAACAAAGAAACGAACCGCAUUGUUUUGUUCUGCAUCUGUAACACUGACUUGUGAAGUCAGAGAUUUUGACUUCAGGAUACCUUAAAACGAUCAGCACUACUGAGUUAGCGACCGUUUAAGCCGAAGAUUAGAAAUACCUAGAAAAAGUUCGACAGAAAGAAGAAUUUGGAUGUUGUAACCACAUUUGAAAAAUAAUUUACAAUUUCCCACUGUUAACAGAUUUAAUUUAUAUCGUUUUAUACAGCACAUCAACAAUUCGUGUAUUCUAUUUGAAUUUAUUUAGAAAACAUACAUUUAGCUUUGUAUCUAAUAUUUUUUUUAAUUACAAUUUACCAAGAUUUUACCGAUACAGUAGCAAAUCAUUUUGAUUAGCCCCCAACAUAAUACUAAUGAAACAAAUAAUAAAGUUUGGCGAGAGAAACACACUCUAAAUCAGGUGCUGAUAUAGUCAGGAAACAGGUAGAUAUAUGUGCUGCUGAUAUAGUCAGGAAACAGGUAGAUAUAUGUACUGUCGAAUCGCCACAUGACCUAAACAUGCAAGUGUGUGCUUAGGAUAUACUAAACACCCUGAAAGUAAAAUCAAUGUCAAAAUUGAUUCUUCUUGAAUAAUUACUGAAGAAAAAAAUAUACGAAUGAAUAUUCAAAUAUGGUAGUAUCUAUAAAGGCAAUAAAACGGCGUAUGCAUAUGCUUCAUGAUCUUUUAAAUAGAUAUCCGAAACGUUCGGGGCUAAUAGCUAUUUUGUUGUUCAUGACUGUAAGGAUUAUGUUCCGCAAACAACCGAUGGAAACUGGAAUGGAUGUGAACACUUGGUUAAAAACUCCUUAUUUCGGUUGUGAUGUCAGUUUUAUUGGGUAUGGACAUAAAUUUGCUGUGUUACGUUACGCUCAUAUUGACGUUAAAACCAGGACAUUUUCCAUUCCAUGUGUGGGAUACAAACCGUACUAUAGGUUUACAGAAGUGCGAGAAGGAAAUAUUUUAAAUAAAUGGAUGAAAAACAUGACAUUGUAUGAAUAUUCAUACUCUGAGUCUAUAAAAACGACAACUAUAGCUAUAUUUAGAAUAAAAGCUCACAAUUUAUUUAAUAGUAUGUGUGAUUGGUACAACCUGUUUCUGGUAUGUACUUUGUUAAACCUGGAUCCUAAACAAGUGACAAUACUGUUCAUGGAUGACCGCCCACCUAGCCUCCUGGAAGAUCUUUGGUUUAUACUCUUUGGUAAAAUAGCACGAUAUCAGUUUAUGCCAAGGGAGAAUGUUUAUAAAACCUUGGUCUGGAAUAUCUUUGGUUAUGACAGCCCUUUGAAUACUCAGACAUUGCCUACACUACCGUAUCUCACAGAGUUUCGCGAUUUCAUGUUUAACUCAUACGACAUUCGCCCAGUAGAAAAUUUAAAUUGCAAACGCUUGAAUAUUAUAAUUAUUUAUCGCCGGGACUUUAUAUCCCAUCCGGAGAGGACAAAUGCAUUAGUUUAUAGAAAAUUUUAUAAUAACUCUGAACUACUAGCAGAAGUAAGGAUUGCUUUUCGAGGACACCAUGUGAGAGGUAUGUUUCUUGAAUACUUCAGUAUGAAAGAACAGUUAAAAGUUAUGACAGAGACUGAUAUUUUAGUAGGAAUGCAUGGAGCAGGGAUGACACAUAUUCUGUUUUUGCCACCACAUGCCGGAUUCUUUGAAAUAUUUCCGAAAUAUGUAGAUUUCCAUGACAGAUACAAAGCUUUGGCGAGAUGGAAGGGGAUAAGAUAUAUCGCUUGGAAGAACACCGACCCUAAAAAUGAGUUUCCUGAUUUUAAAACUAGGAUACCGUCGGGAGUCCUUAUUGAACACUUGAAAAUUUUGAAACGUAAACUGUGUGGCAAUAAGCCAAGGACUGAUUAUCCAACUUACUAAUUUAAAUGCGGGAGUUGUUGCGAAAUUGUAAAUAAUCUGAUUUUAUAUAAAUGUGAUAAAUAAAGACACAGAAAAGAUGUUUAAAAUAUGAUACUUGUUCGCUUAAAAUCAUUUGUUUCGGAAUAACACGUGAUUUCCUGUUUGUCAACCAAUAUUUCUAAACAAAAUUUUGUCAUAGUCAAUAAUAAAAAUAAAAUACAUAAAUGCAA